CUUUCUAACUCCCAUUGUACCUGAACCACAGGUCAAACGAUAUGAAAGGCAUAUUCCCAUAAAUAGCGAGUACAAGCCAUUUGAGGUUAAGAAAGGUCCUUUGGACUGUUCAGAGUAAGCAUGCCGGUGAGAGAGCCCGCGAUGAGAUUAAAAUGUCCCCGCAGGGAGCUUGCUGCAGUAGAUGGAUGGGAGCCGCUCACGCACCCGGAAGGAGCAUUAUUCUUCUAUCAGGCAGAUAAAAGAGUUUUCACUGAUGCCAAUGUUCGAGAUUCUAUAACUGCUGUCAAAAUAAACAAAGCUGUUGUGACGGCGUACGAAGGCAUGCGGAGGGCAGACAUUCACUUGGAUUCGUCCGUCGAGCUCGUACUGGAGCUCAUUGUUGAGAGGGACAAAGAAUAUUUGGGUUACUACUUUGCCGACCACAAAAGACGUAUCAUUUUCUGGUUCGAAGACUACAACUUCUUUGACCUUGUAAAUAAUGUUCGAGGUGUAGAGCGCAAAAGCCACAUCAAGUAUGCAUUAGAUUCACAGUAUUGGAGACAUGUUGAGCUAUUUCCAAACAAACGCGUCCUUCCAGAGGACAUUGUCAUAACGCUCAAAGAAAUUGUCAUGCAUGCUCAUGCAGAAAACAUCACUUCUGAAACGUGCCUAGCACCUUUUGCCCCAAGUGAGGUUGCAAGUAUGCUUGGCCUUGUGGAUCAUCUCAAGGACAGUACUAACAAGGAGCGUGAACACUCCGUGUGGAUUGCUGCUCGAUUGAUGAGGCUUUUAUGCAACGCGAAGUUUGUGAAUUUCUGUGGACAACCAGGUGCCCGACUUGACGUAGAUCAAUCAUUAUAUGGAGAACAUGACACCCGCUCGAAAAAAAUAAUUAUUCGUAUCAUGAAUGUUAUUCUGUUUGGAUCCCCAGUUGCUCAAAGCAAGGCAAUUCACAAGAUAUGGGUCGAUGAAACCAUCGUUCAACCACGAUGGAAGGGUUUUAUUGAUAGGCUCAUCACCGAAUGGAAUGGAUAUACAAUAUUUUCUACUGUGAUGCUCGCUGUGAAUAUUAGUUUUCUCGCGGUCCCAACUAUCACGCCUCAAACGACCGCGAUCGUUUUAACAUAUCUGUCUUCCCUCUGCGCCAUGGGCUCUUUAGUGGUCUCGCUGAUCUUGGCUGGACAAGUUAACGACAGCCGGCGAGGCUCCGCUGCAGACGUGGCCUCUUUCAUGGUAGGAAUAUCGGAGUCUAUGUUCGGCCUCGAAAGCCUUGCCCUGAUGCUCAGCCUGCCGUUUGCACUUCUGAUUUGGGGAAUGACGUUCUUUGCUGGGGCAUUGUCCACCCUCAUCUUUCGCACUUGUGGCGUUGUCGCCAUUUCAAUCACAUCUCCAGUUUGGGUCGCCGUAUUCGUCCUGGCGACGUGGCCUGUACUUGCCGCUAAUAACAUUCACAUUUCUCAGUUGAGGUUCUGGAUCAUAGAACAUGUUUUACCUCAGGCUGCGGGACCCAUCAUCAUCUCUCAUCGCUAAUUUGUGUUGUCUGAUUGCAGGGACUUUCUGUGGUGCGACACGCAUAUAGUUAGUACAUGGUAUUUUACAACUUAAUACAUGAUACACGUUUCCUCCUGAAUAGCCCUACACAGAACUUACCAGCUCUAGAUCAGGAAUUGACAUGCUUAGCACAAGGCUUGUCUAGAUCUCUUUUCUGCAAAAAUGUACGAUGAUAGCUUCCCCGCCUUUUUAUGUACUAGUAUGUCCAGUUCUGUUAUGAUAACAUUAUCAAUUUGUAUUAGGCGUUGAGACGACCAAUCAAGUGGUGGUGUAAUUUUGUAUACUAUGUAGUCCCAUUUCCCUA
Messenger RNA from Suillus fuscotomentosus, 1834 nucleotides. RefSeq lists its product as uncharacterized. The transcript has 12 exons. The coding region runs from base 121 to 1509 and encodes 462 amino acids. Lineage: Eukaryota; Fungi; Basidiomycota; Agaricomycetes; Boletales; Suillaceae. The record is from RefSeq and is a predicted model, not a curated record.